Molecule: messenger RNA, 2161 nt
Organism: Diabrotica virgifera virgifera (western corn rootworm)
Lineage: Eukaryota; Metazoa; Arthropoda; Insecta; Coleoptera; Chrysomelidae
Product: venom carboxylesterase-6-like
Exons: 10
Coding region: 455-2125 (556 amino acids)
Source: RefSeq, a predicted model, not a curated record
UUUUACUUUGUUUAAAUAGUACUUGUCAUUUACAUUGAAUUUAAAAACAGCUUUGAUAUAGUACCUAAAUAGUACUUUUCCAACUGUAUUUUCUGCCAAUAAAGUGCAGUAUCGGGUGAUGUACACUGUUCACGUAAGGUUGUUCUAAUAACAAUGAAUGAAUAAAAUUGAAGUAACCCCAAAUGAUGCAGUAACGUAUUUUUAUGAGAUUAAUUGAUAGUGAUAAUUGGAUUGAAAAUAACAAUCAUCAAGUGUAUUAUUAUACGUUCGUUGGCCAUUUUAUUUUAUUCGGACUUUGAUGAAUGACAGUAAGUUCUGCCUUGCUGCUCCUUAGUGUGUAUAAUAAUAUAAACGUUGUGAAUAAAAUAGUUCUAAGGAUUAUCCUUAUCAGUAUUAUCCUUAUAAACUGUCCAAAAACUACGAGUAUAAUUUAUUUGUAAUAAAUAGAGCAAAGAUGGUGAAGAUUUUGUACUUAGUGCCCAUUUUGUAUUGCAUAUCCUUAGUCUAUUAUGUGAACGGCUCUGAAAAUCGGAUCAAAACACCUCAAGGGACAGUACGAGGCUAUUAUAAAAGAUCUUUUGGAGGAAGACAGUUUUUAGCUUUUGAAGGAAUUCCGUAUGCAAAACCACCUGUCGGUAAUUUAAGAUUUGCUGAACCUGAGCCUGCUGAUAAGUGGACAGGACAAUUAAUUGGGAACAGGACAUAUGUUUGUUUAGCAUAUCUGCCUUUACCAGGAUUCAAAGGAAUCAUAGGAGCUGAAGAUUGUUUAUACUUAUACGUUUAUGUCCCACUUACAAAAAUUAAAGGAGAUGAAAACUUGGAUGUUGUCGUUCAUAUCCAUGGGGGCGCUUAUCAAUUUGGUGCUCCUUCAAUGAUGGCUAAUCCAGAUUUUAUAAUGGACCAGGAUGUGGUCUAUGUCUCCUUUAAUUAUCGUUUGUCAAUUUUAGGAUUUCUUAGCACUGAAGAUAACGUAGUAUCCGGUAACAAUGGCUUAAAAGAUCAAGUUUUAGCGCUAAAAUGGAUAAAGGAUAAUAUAAAAUUUUUUGGAGGAAAUCCAAAUUCUGUUACAAUUACUGGAAGUUCUGCAGGUGCAUCUAGCGUUCACCAUCAUUAUUUUUCUCCUUUAUCAAAAGGUUUAUUCCAUCGAGGAUUUUCCCAAAGUGGUACUGCGUUCUCUCCUUGGUCUAUCGUAGAAUAUCCGUUAAAAAAAGCAAACGAAGUUGCCGGAUAUCUUAAUUGUAGUAGUGAUUCUACCAAGGAUAUGGUAGAUUGUCUAAAGAAAGUUAGCUCUGUAGAUCUACUGAAUGCCAUGACAAAACUAUUUCGUUAUUUAGACGCUAUUCCACUGGUAAUUUUUGGACCUGUAAUAGAAAAUGGAGAAAACCCGUUUUUAGCUGACCAUCCUUAUAAAUUAAUUAAAAAAGGCAAAAUAAAUGAUGCACCGUGGGUAACUUCAAGUGUAAAAGACGAAGGAAUUUUUCCUACAGUCUUAUUUGUAAUGAACCAAGUUAUGUCUGUCUUUGAAGAAAAUUGGAAUGAUAUAAUAGUUUAUUUGUGUGAUCUAUAUGACACAGUCGAUGAAUCUGAUAAAGUUAAUGUGGCGAAAGCAAUGAGAAAUUAUUAUUACGGUAAAAAAGCGGUCACAGAAAACAAUCCAUAUCCUAUGGUUCGGUUAUUUGGUGACAGAAUGUUCUUCAACGGUGCCGAAACAUCACUUAGAUUGCAUUCAAAAGCUUCCAAUAGUCCUGUCUAUUAUUACUUCGACAAGUAUAUUCCAGCAGAUCCGAUUUUUCCUAUCUUUGGAAUGAAACGAGGCGUUGCCCAUGGUGAUGACGGAGGUUUAAUAUUUAAAGUUAUAAGUAGCGGACCAAUUUUAGACCCACAAGAUGAAAAAUUCAUGAAGCAUUUAACAAAAUUUGUAGCAGAUUAUGCUAAAACUGGCAAACCUUCUAUUAGUAACGUUGAAUGGUUGCCAGUGGAUCCCGAUAGUAAAGAAAUAAAUACUUUGGAAAUCGAUUCUCCAGAUAAAGUAUUCAUGACGAAAAUGGAGCAUAUAGGAGCUAUGGAAUUUUGGGAUAGCCUACCUAUAAAAGAAAAUGAAAAAUUAUAUCCUGAACUGCGUUAAAUGUGAAUAACUUUUUAUAUUAAAUUAGCAAUGCAA